GUGUCCUGAGGAAGAGGUCAGAUUAUAUAUCUCGAAACGUAGUGUUCCUGAUCUUUUGUAUCAGUGAACAAUUCAAUUGUAAAAAAAUCUUUUCCUUCUAACUGUCUCCAAUAACCAUAAAUUGAAUAAUAAUAGAAUCCUCUUUAUAAGUGUAGGUUUAUGACUUUGAACACCUCCCCCUUUGUUACCACACUUCAAACACCCCGUUCCUUAUUCGUGAUGAUUCUCAUUUACUUAACCUCUUGACCUAUAUUAUCGAUGUUUAAUGUCUCUCCCUCUCCAGUACCGAGAACUCUGAGACUGAAGUAUGGUAAAGUGGCCAAUACUUCACAACAAACACACAGUGACCUCCUUUCACCGUAGUGUCCAGGCUCCAUCCGGCAUCGUCCCUAGGGACUCCCUGGACAUACAUCUCUCCAGCUGCUAUCAGCACAAUCUGGAGCUGUUCCCGGAGAAUACUGAUGUUAUGCGCCAUCCUUCUAGACUACACGAGUCCACUCAACAAAUUAUAUCUCCAAAUAUAUCAACCACAGUCCAACCUCAAGAAGGAAUCAUAUGUGGAGGUAUCAAAGCUCGGCCAAGCAUUCAUAGUGUCAAGCUAAGCAUCAGUGCUAACCACAUCGCUCAGACAAACCGUGGCUUCUCUCGAAAACUGGACGGCACAUUUUACACUUUGUAGGAAAUCAUGUGCAUGUGUUGCUAUAUACAUGUUAAAGAUUUCAUGUUAUAAUGAAUAUCAAUAUUGUGUGUUGAGUUAAAAGUUUAAGUUGAAUACAGUUUAGCAAAGUAA
Molecule: messenger RNA, 790 nt
Organism: Homalodisca vitripennis (glassy-winged sharpshooter)
Lineage: Eukaryota; Metazoa; Arthropoda; Insecta; Hemiptera; Cicadellidae
Exons: 2
Coding region: 308-679 (123 amino acids)
Source: RefSeq, a predicted model, not a curated record